UCUUGUUGGAAUUGAACGUCGACUUUGAUGAGGAAAAGGAGGAAGGAACUCUCCACAGAAUAAACUGACUAUCAUGUUGAGUUGAGUGAAACUAAAUGAGUAGUGUCGAGGAUUUGAAGGCAAAAUUAUGGUUCAAUUGGCCCCGAUAUUGUUGACUUUGAUUGCCGCUAGCUAUUGGUGGGGAUUGGGACACUCCCAAACCUUUCCAAGUAAAGAAACGGUUCAAAGAUGGGCCUCCAAACUAGAUCAGACCUUCUACGAAAUCACUUCGGGCAAGGGCGAUCUGACAAACGCUCGGGGUCUACAAGAGGCCUAUAAAGCUAAUCUAGAAAACGUCGAAAUCAACCACGCCGAUGGAAAGGCCAUCAUCGAGAAACUAGCCGCUGAUAUUGGAGAACACUUCCGGAAAAACAUAGAAGCACUCAAGAAACUUCAACAAGGAGCCGAGGCCGCCACUGAAGAUUAUGAAUAUGACGAGGAUUUGGUGCUUCCUCGAGUUAACUAUGUGAAUAUGAAUGAUCUGAAGAAUGCCUCAGGUCAAUUGGAACCAAGCAGACAUUUUGGACAAGAUAUAUCUCGCCAACAAUCUGGGGUUCAUAUUCCUAUUGAGAUUUACGAAGGCUAUAAUCCCAUUCAGAUGACAAAGAUAUGCCCCACAUGCACCUCAGUCUGUGACCUGUGUCAGAAUAAUCUAUUCUGGAGACAAGAGUCUCGGUUCGCCAUUCAAGAAACAUAUAUUAUCAGAGAUCCUGAAAUCUUGAACGGAAUUCGAUGGACCCAGGCGCUAGAUUCCGUGUUCAAAGAAAACCAAAAGGCAUUUCCCGACAUCUAUUGGCAAACUUUCGGAUCUCAAGAUGGUUACAUGCGGGUGUUCCCAACCACCAGAUGGAGAACAUUUGGCGAUCUCCCAGAUUUGUAUGAUGUCCGACGGAGACCAUGGUACAUCCACGGCUCCGUGUCUCCUAAAGAUGUGGUCAUCCUAUUGGACACAUCGGGAAGCAUGCACGGCCAAUCCUUGGACAUCAUGAAGUUGGCCGCCAAGACCAUGAUGAACACUUUGGGCGAGGACGAUUUUGUAAAUGUGGCCCAAUUUGCGAGAAAUGUCUCAUGGGUGACCCCUUGUCUAACGAGCUUGGUCCAAGCUAACUCCCGGAACAAGCGCUUGCUCUUCGAUGGCAUUGACAACCUAGUGGAUCAUCAGAUUGCCAAUUACAGUCAAGCUUUGGAAUUUGCCUAUAAGGCUCACGAAGCGUUCGAACAGAAUCGAAGUCGCCAUGAUGGGGCGGAAUGCCACAAGUUAGUCAUGGUUUUUAGUGACGGCGGCACCGAGUACCCCAGAGCAGUGAUUGAAAAAUAUUCAGAUCCGUCUAAAGCGAUCACGAGGGAUGUGAGGAUCUUCACCUAUGCUGUUGGUCCUCACCCUUUGCCCACAGUGGCACUGAAGAGUAUGGCUUGUUCCACUGGUGGUUCUUUUUCCACUAUCAUCGCCAUGGGAGCAAUACGCACCAAGAUCCAAAGCUCGUACAUUGGAGUGUUGGCCCGCCCAGUGGUGCUGAACAAUGAACAUGUGCUAGCUUACUCUUCAGUUUAUUCUGACGUUCUGGGCCUGGGACUUGUGACCACCAUUACGCUACCCGUGUUUAAUAAAUCCGCAAGUUCGGAUAAUCAAACUUUGGCUGGAGUGGUGGGUAUCGACAUUCCAACCACCAAGUUUGAGGAGAUGACCCCAUUUCAUAAGCUUGGUCCCAAUGGUUACUCCUUUGGGAUCAAUCAAAAUGGCUUCUUGGUUUUCCACCCAUUCCUGUGGAUGAACGUAAAUUUUCUGGAGGAACCCACUCACAUCGACAUGGCGGAUGUGGAAGGCUCUAGUCAGGAUGUGGACGAACUUCGAGAAGCCAUGAUCAAUCAGCCCGCUCAAGCUCAGAUGAAAGAGAUCACAAAUCCCAUGGACCUGGAAGAUCGUUAUCCAUUGGUGGGGAUCACCAAAGAGUAUCAUUACUUAACAGUGGGGGACUCGUCUUUUACGAGCGAUGACUUCUGUGUUGGAGUGGUCUUGGACAAAGGCUGGAACUAUGCCAUCAUCAAAGACCAAGAUCUCUCUGCAAUUGCUAAUUUGGACCCAAAGAGUGCACUUAUCGCACCUUGGAGGUAUUGCCAGGAAAACAAAGUCGACAUUGAAAACACGUUGGAGACUAUGAAGGCCGACAUCAAGGCUCAAAAGUGUUCUGGAGAGGUAGUCGAGCACCUGGCAUGGGACCUGAAAGUGGCAAAGUCGUGGUUUGAUCGUCUCUCCACGGAUUUCUUGGCCAAUCGAGGGAUCCUAUCUCAAUUUGUGAUGACCGAUGGAGGACUCACUCUCGCCAAUCCACCAGACGCUUUGGAUGGUUAUUUCCAAUUGAGAAAUCCGUACAAUUCAUCGUUAUUUCGAAAAGCAACUCUGGAACCGGGCACGCCUGUUCUGCACGUGACCAAAUUUCUCGUGAAAGAAAUUGUUCCGGUCGUGCAAGAUACGGCAGUGACGGACGAUCAGCGGUUUGGCAAGAAACGGAAGCCGGAUCGUCAUAAGGAAGUCCUCACUAAGAUCCAACCCUCGACAGUUCAUGUUGCCAAAGCCAUUCAAAUUGAGUCCCCCUCGGGUUUAAGAUAUAUCCCAGGCAUUGUUGGAGUUGAGCUCGAGCAUGACUUCCUUCAAGAAUUGUUAAUGAACGCCACUGAAGUGGAACCCGAAUCAUCGGAGUUGGGUUGUCAAAACUCUACCGAAUUGAUCUGCACACUUGUCGACCACGAGGGUAACAUUUUAGGGAGUAACCAACCGAUGGUUGAGUUGGGCGAUUUCUUGGGGACUAUUGAUCCCCAACUUAUGAAACAUCUGGUGGAAUAUGAGAACAUCUUUGUCGAAAACGUGGAAACAAACUAUCAAGCUCUAUGUCCGGAUGCAAUCGAUUGCUCCUUUGGAGCUCGUUCCAUCUUCAUUCCAACGUUGGACUCAAUUUUUCAUCUGAUCCGAUGGAUCGUGAGCUCCCUCCAGUCUCUUGGAUAUGUGCCCCUUAGCUUGUUGUCCGUGCCGUUUUUGUCAGAAACCAGUGACGCAUUAUCGGAAUAUAGCUUCCGAAUGCCCGAAGGGAUGCAUAGAUGCUCGACUAAUACAUCCUAUUGGGCUUUGAACUCCAAAUUGGUGGCCAAUGAUUUUCACCAAAGAAUCUCAGGGGAAGAGUGCAAGGAAUGCAAACGUGAUUACCAUCUGUACACAUUGGAGAACAUCAAUAGCUUGCUCAUUGUUUCUGAACCACAAUGUGCGAACUGUCAUGUGCCUAGCUACAAAGACAAACCAAUCGAAGUAGAUCCUGCUCAAGAAAGUUGUAACCUUCCAAAACGAUACCGAAAGAGGCCGUCCAAAUGCUUUUCCCGACAUGAUCAGGAAAUCCCGGAAUGCAGUGCCGCCUCGCUCACAUCCUCGUCUUGGUUAAAGAUUAUUUUGGCUUUAAUGCCAGUUGUGGUGGCAACGCUGCUUCUCAUCUAGAAUUAAUGAAAUCGCAAGCUAACCAGUCAGCUGAACAUGUGUGACAUUCUAUUCCCUGCUAUUCACAAACCCGUCCUAGUGUACCGUGUGUCGGUCAUGCACCUUCGUUUCCUUGCAUUUGCUCGCUAAUAGGCGAACGUCUUCCAGUCAUUAUAGUGUGAUGAAUUUGAGAGAACAUGCAUUAAAUCUAAAACAAGUGUGAAAACGCAGUGAUUUGUUGAUCAAUGAAAAAUUUGCAUUUGGAUCAUAUGAUUUAUCGACGCACUUUGAAGAUGAAUACUGUUAAGAUAAGAAAAGCCAAGGUCCAAGCAAUAGACAAGGCAAAGGCACGGUACACUUGAACCCACUCCAUGCCCCAACCUUUAAAGAAGACGUGACGGAGUGCCUCGCAAGCGUAAGUUUGCGGCAGUGUAAUUGCAAUUUGAUGGAGCCAUGUGGGCAUGCCUUCCAAAGGCCAAAAUAUUCCGCUCAAGGUCAUGUUGGGAAAGAAUGUGCCCAAACAGAGAUAUAUCCCCAUCUCUUCGGUGUUACUAAUAGCACUGACCAUAAGCCCGUUGGCCAUUCCACAAAGUCCUUGGAGCAAGGUGAGCCCGGCAAUGCAGGCCAGUGAACCUGCGGUCGGGAGUUGAUAAACAAAGAUGACGUAAACUAACAUAAGAGUAAUUUGCACGGUCAUCACGGAGAUCUGAGCCAGGACGUGGGCCAGCAUGAGCUCGGUUGGCGUGACCCCUGCCACCAUGUUACGAUGGAGCAACCCCUCGUUUCGUUCCACUAUGAAGGCCAGUGUGGUCAGUCCCAAGGCCAUGAAGUAAGUGACCAAGAGGAUGAUCCCCGGCACCGCAAAGUCAGUCAAGGUUUGUUUGUAUUCUCCAUAAAUGGGAUCGCUAAAGCUGAGUGGAAUGGAAGCCAAUCUGGUGGAGAUGUUGCAUGACGCGACCACGUCCUCGGAGAAUCGUUUGAAAGCUUCCACAAGUUCCAUCUGAAGCGUGAUUCCGACUUGUUGGUUGGUCAUGUCAAGCUUAAUGUGGAUAUCACUUUCAGCCACUUGACUAGCAUUCAAAUCCUGCGAUUCAAUCAAAGCCAGGAAUCUGUCAAAAAAUCGCUCGGAAAAAUGCUCCUUGAAAUGAAUCAAACCCCAAGUCCCGCCGGUCUGUGUGGAUUCUACCCCAGCGUCAAGCGACUCAAAAGUCUUGAAUCGAAUCACACUUUGAUCAAUGUGGGACAGAAAUCUACAACUGAGAUUUGCCCGGUUUUGAGCUUGAAAAUUGUAUCCCCCGAUGAAUUCGGCUCGUUCGCCCAAGACACAAGCAGUAGAGUAGAAAUCACAAGUGGAGUCGGGCAUUUCUUGAUUCACUAUGGCAAAAUCCAGGUUUCUCGGGGUGUUGCCAAUUGCCACACAAAAUAGAGCCACUUGGAAUGCUGGAAUGAGCAACUGAAAGAUAACCGACCCAAUGUUUCUCCACAUUUUGAUGAAGUUCUUGAUUGUUAAGGCUUUGACCCUCUUGAAUUUCAUGCCUGAUUGACAAUCUCUUGUUUUACGUGGGCGUUUUGAUUGAAAAGCUGUUGAUUGACCAUUUGGACCUUGACCAUUCUCUUUGAGAUAAACUUGCUCUUGGCGAUUUAAACCAUU
Molecule: messenger RNA, 5150 nt
Organism: Tigriopus californicus
Lineage: Eukaryota; Metazoa; Arthropoda; Copepoda; Harpacticoida; Harpacticidae
Product: voltage-dependent calcium channel subunit alpha-2/delta-2-like
Exons: 15
Coding region: 128-3520 (1130 amino acids)
Cellular component (GO): voltage-gated calcium channel complex
Molecular function (GO): voltage-gated calcium channel activity
Source: RefSeq, a predicted model, not a curated record